GAGGGUGGCAGCUGCCACGUGACCCUCUGGCAUGUCCCUCCAGGGACAUGCUGGCCACAGAGGCUCUUGCACUGGCCCGGCGCCGCCCGCAGCCUCCCCGGGUGCCGGCCCUUCGCGAGGAGGCCACGCUCCAUGGGGAUGCCCGGAGGAGAGACAGUGUCGGAGCCCCAGGCUGCGCACAGCCCCGUGGAGAAGCCACCCGGCACGGUGAUCCUGUGCCACACCUGCGGGAACGUGUGCAAGGGGGAGGUGCUGCGCGUCCAGAAUAAGCACUUCCACAUCAAGUGCUUCGUCUGCAAAGCUUGUGGCUGUGACCUGGCCGAGGGCGGCUUCUUCGUGCGGCAGGGCGAGUACAUCUGCACACGGGACUACCAGCGGCUGUACGGGACCCGCUGCUUCAGCUGCGACCAGUUCAUCGAGGGCGAGGUGGUGUCGGCGCUGGGCAAGACCUACCACCCCGACUGCUUCGUGUGUGCCGUCUGCCGGCUGCCCUUCCCCCCUGGGGACCGAGUGACCUUCAACGGGAAGGAAUGCGUGUGCCAGAAGUGCUCCCUGCCCCCGGCGGUGGCGGGCAGCAGCGCGCCCCUGUCCCAGGGCCUCUGGAGUUGCGGGGGCUGCGGCACAGAAAUCAAGAACGGCCAGUCCCUGGUGGCCUUGGACAAGCACUGGCAUCUGGGCUGUUUUAAGUGCAAGACUUGUGGGAAGCAGCUGAACGCGGAGUACAUCAGCAAGGACGGGCUGCCCUACUGUGAGGCCGACUACCACAGCGAGUUCGGCAUCCGCUGCGACGGCUGCGAGAAGUACAUCACGGGGCACGUGCUGGAGGCAGGGGAGAAACACUACCACCCUCUGUGCGCACUAUGCGUCAGGUGCGGCCGGAUGUUUGCCGAAGGCGAGGAGAUGUACCUUCAAGGCUCCUCCAUCUGGCACCCGGCGUGUCGGCAGGCAGCCAGAACUGAAGACAAAAACAAGAUGCAGACCCAGGGCUGCAGUCAGGUUCCCCGGGGCUCCGCCCCCCAUGCCUUACAGGAAACCAGAACUUCCUCAGAGAGCAUCAUUUCGGGCCCUGCUUCCAGCGCCUCGGGGUCUCCGAGCCGCGCCAUUUAUGCGAAGCUGGGCGAUGAGAUCCUCGACUACAGAGACUUGGCUGCUCUUCCUAAAAACAAAGCCAUCUACAACAUCGACCGCCCUGACAUGAUCUCCUACUCGCCCUACAUCAGCCACUCGGUGGGGGACAGGCAGAGCUGCAGCGAGGGCGAUCAGGACGACCGCUCCUACAAGCAGUGCCGGACCUCCAGCCCGAGCUCCACGGGCUCGGUCAGCCUCGGGCGUUACACCCCGACCUCGCGGUCGCCCCAGCACUACAGCCGUCCAGCUGGUACUCUGAGUGUCGGUACCAGUAGCUGCCUGUCCCUGCCCCAACACCCAAGCCCUACAUCCGUGUUCAGACAUCAUUACAUCCCCUACUUCCGAGGCAGUGAAAGUGGCCGGAGCACCCCCAGCCUCUCGGUGCUCUCAGACAGCAAGCCUCCCCCCUCCACCUACCAGCAGGCUCCUCGCCACUUCCACGUCCCAGACACGGGCGUAAAAGAUAACAUCUAUAGGAAACCCCCCAUCUACAAACAGCAUGGUCUCGUAAGCCGAUCCCCAAUUUCCAAGCUCACGGGCCUGAUGUCAGUCUUGUCCUUGGUGGCGCACGAGGCAGGGUACUCCAAAAGGCUAGCCGGUCCGAGCCCUCCGCAGGCUGCAGCUGCAAGGAGGUCGGAUGGCGAGGAUGGGAGUUUCGACCAGGACAACAGGAAGCAGAAGACCAGCUGGCUGAUUCUCAAGGGGGAUGCAGACACGAGGACUACCUCUCCAGACCUGGACAGCCAGUCCUUGUCCCACAGCAGCGGGACGGACAGAGACGCCCUCCAAACCGUGCAAGGCGACAGCUUUUACUCACGAUGCCCCUAUUCCAAAUCUGACCCUCUCCCAGGACAUGGAAAGAAUGGCUUGGACCACCGGAAUGCCAAUCUGGCCCCUUGUGGAGCAGACCUGGAUGCCAGCUGGGGCACGCGAGAGUACAAGGUAAGAGGGGCCGCCCGCGCCCACGCUGACCCCGCGCCGCCCGCCUGCCAGAUCUAUCCUUAUGACUCUCUCAUCGUGACGAACCGAAUCCGCGUGAAACUGCCCAAAGAUGUGGACCGGACAAGACUAGAGAGACACUUGUCGCCGGAGGAGUUCCGGGAAGUGUUUGGGAUGGGCAUGGAAGAGUUUGACCGCCUGGCCCUCUGGAAGAGGAACGACCUCAAGAAGAAAGCCCUGUUGUUUUGAUGGCCACUGAGGCUCCCGACCACGCGUGCCGGUGGCAGAGCUGCCGGACACCUGGCAGGAACCACGCAAACCCCUCCUGUUGCACCUGGCUGUGGCUUCUCUGUGUCGACGGGUGGCGGUGGGCACCCGGGCGGAUGGGCUGGGCUGGGCUGGGGCUGGGGGAGGCCCCCCAGCGGGGCAGCCCCUGUUCCUGCCAGUGACCUCCCGCCUAGCUUAGGGCCCAGGCGCCUGGCUUUGCGCUGCUCCUUCCCGCUGUUGCUUCUCAUCAGGGAGAUGCUGCAAAGUAGCUGUCCCAGGAGACGGAGGGACAUUUCCACGGCCCCCGUGCGCUGCCCCGGCCCCCGCACUAGGCCCCUGGGGCACAGAGGUGACCCAGACUUGGGAUUCAAGGAGGCUCGUCAGUGACGGGCGCCGACACAAUCACGGUGGGGCACUUGGGUCCCAGCGCCCGCCCGCUUAGCCCCCGGAGGCUGGCCUGGCACACAGCGUCUGGCUCUCGGUGCCCACAGGCCAGGGCAGGGAGAGGGCCGCGUGGAGCGAGGGGUCACGGCUCGUGCAGCCAUUUGUGACGAGCCUGUUUUUAGGGACGAACGUCACCUUGACGGGGCACCUUCCAGCAGGGCCCUCCGUGCACUGCAUCUUUCUUCCAAAUCAUCCCCUAGAUGCCUAAAUGAUAUCUUUAAAGUAACACAGAAGUUUUUAUUUUAUUAAAAAGUAUAGCCUACUUAAGCAUAAGACGACAUAUAUGAAGAGUCUAGUUUUGCGGUCCCAUGGAAGGGGGGGCGCCCCCAGCCUUACUCUCCACUGUUCUGAUCUGUGUGGUUUCUGUUCCUGGUGGGGGUCCGUAUACAUAGGGCCCCUUGUCUGUUUGAUUGUUGCAUUUUUUCUUUCUCACCUGUCACACAGGUCCCCGUAAAGGCAGACCCCCUAAAUGAUUCUGUUUGUAAGCGUGCGCCAAGGACAACCACCACUGUUUUCCUGCUGGUAUUUUCCAUGUCUUGGAGACAAACCCCCUCCUCUGACGCCCAAAGCCCCAGAACGAAGGAGUUCCUCACACCCAGCCUGAUCCCCACGUAGCUGUUGGUGUGCCCUCUUGUGACAUAGCCAGUGGCGUCCCACCUGUCCCACAGUAAAACAGAGACAUGCCUGGGAGUGACGGCUGGUGCGUGGUCCUGAGACAGACACCCGGGGAGGGAGGGCCGGGGGACGCUGCCAUCUGCGAAGUUAGCCGAGCGUCCUGCAGCAGGAGCCGGCCCGGUCCCCCUGCGAGGCGUCCGUGUCUGUAAGGAGGUGUGGGUUAAGGGGGGCUGCCUGUCACCGAAUGUUCACCAUGUGCGCUGAGAGGCUUAUAAAACACUAUAAAGAUGUCACCACAGUCUGCUUCCCACUCUUCUCUGGAGCUGCAUCUUCUCGUGUGUCCUGGAUGUUCCCACCCGCGAGUCCACGUCACUCAGCUUCCUUCCAGCCCUGUCCCACGCCACGUCCCUUGCACACCUGGCUUCCCACCAGCCCGGCUUGGCCAGGGAGGGGCAUGUCUAGCCCCUAAUGUGCUUCCUCCCGUUUGGUAAUCUGAGCCUGAGCAACUGGAACCCAGUGUCCUCAUUAGUGCUCUGUCACGUCGGGUCCCAGGGAGGCCUGGAACAAUAAAGGAUAAUAUAUUCUAA
Molecule: messenger RNA, 3980 nt
Organism: Equus quagga
Lineage: Eukaryota; Metazoa; Chordata; Mammalia; Perissodactyla; Equidae
Gene: ABLIM2
Product: actin binding LIM protein family member 2
Exons: 23
Coding region: 133-2316 (727 amino acids)
Biological process (GO): lamellipodium assembly; cytoskeleton organization
Cellular component (GO): actin cytoskeleton
Molecular function (GO): actin filament binding
Source: RefSeq, a predicted model, not a curated record